This is a messenger RNA of Lymnaea stagnalis (great pond snail), 5515 nucleotides long. Lineage: Eukaryota; Metazoa; Mollusca; Gastropoda; Lymnaeidae. The record is from the annotation of a GenBank genome assembly.
GGUAUAGAGAUGGGCCAGGAAACCCAGUCAAGUGCACUUAUGAAGGAAAUUUGCGGGAUCUCCUAGUCUACUCUAAACCCAGACAACCCAAAAAACUAUAUUAUCAGCAGGUAUGACAAGUUAUAUUAUUUGGACUUAUCUAAAUUCAAUAAUAAUCACUCAAAAUUAAAUUUAAAAUUCUUGAAAUCAGAAAAAAAAAGUCUGUUAUUUUCAGGUCUAUUCAUUUAAAUAUUGUAAUGUUUCUUCCUCAGCUGGACAUGAAAAUAAGUGAGCUGGAAAAUAAAAAGCAAUUUAAGGUGCUAUGGUUAAACAGUAAAAUGAAAGAUGAGGUUGGUAUUACUUUGCUGGAAUUUUUAAUUAUGUUUUUUGUUGUUCAAUAAUAUUAUAUUUCAUUUUUUAAACAUAAUAUUGUAUUUGUUCAUUUCAAAAAUGUAUUUUUAUUUCAUAUUUCCAGCGUGAGUUAGUUCUUUACCCAAACAAAAAUGGUAAAGUGCAAGAUCUCUUAGAGGAGGCAAAGAAGCAGGUGGAACUUUCUGAAAAUGGCUCUGGGAAGUUGAGGUCAAUAAAUUCAUUCUAAAUGAUGUCCAUUUAUUUUUCUUAUACUUACUUAAUUUAUGCUGUUGGCAAUUUUUAUUAAUAAUUAAAAGUAAAUUUUACUUUUUUUGUUUAUUUUGUGAACAUUAAUCCUAAUUCCUCUUAAACCAAUUUGCUUUACACCACUAAUAAUUGUUCUCUUGGUCUGGUCAUUUGCAAAGUGAAUUUCCCCUCACAGGUCUUACUAUCAACACCAACACUCCUCCCCUCAGCUUAAUUUUUUUUUUUUUUUUUACAAUGCAUAUUAAUGAUCUUACUUCAAACAGGGGUUUUUACAAUAAUACCGACAUAUGUCUUCUUUAUUUGUAUUAGGUUGCUAGAAAUUAUAAGCUACAAAAUUCUAGCAGUUCAGAAGGAGGACCUGGCACUUGAUCACCUUGUCAUUGGUGGGACUAAGACAUAUCGAAUUGAGGAAAUUCCAGCAGAGGAAGUGAAUAUGGGAGCUGAAGAAUUACUAAUACCUGUUGCUCACUUUCAAAAGGUUUGUGGCUGUUUUUUUUAGUAUGAUAUAUCUAAUAAUGCGUUUGUUGUAUUAUAAUUAUAAAAAGUGUUUAAUAAUAAUAAAGUUUAUUUUUUAAAAAUCACGCUUCAUCUCAAAAGGCUCAAAGCGCGGUACAAAGUCAACCAUAUUAAAAGAGAAAUGAAACAAUCUAUAUUUUACCCAUUAAAACACACAACGCAACACUAUAAAAACUACAAAUGAGCAUACCCAUUCUAAGUCUUUCAUUCCUUUCAACUACAAACAACACAAGCCAAUAUACAUCUAGGAGAUAAUAGCUAGCUGGAAAAGAUUGUUGACAUCAUUACCCCAGCAGAUGUUUGCAAAAUAGAUGUGUUUUAAAAUCUAUUUGAUGGAUUAGUAAAUUGUUCAAUAAAGUUUCAGUGUAUUUCUGAUCUCCAGGAGAUGUAUCAGACUUUUGGAAUACCAUUUCUUCUCAAGAUUAAAGAUGUAAGUUUGUUUCUGAGAUUUUAACCAGUAUUUUUAAAGCAUAAAAUAUUAAUUUAAUUAGUGUUUCUCUUUAGGGAAAUAAAAAACACUGGAAUAUAACUUAAGUUGUGUCACUGAAUGGAUGGAAUUUUCUUGAAGCAUCCUUUUCUAUUACUGUAUAUUAACACAUUUAAUGCCAGAAAUUUAGGCUACAAAAUGCUUGUUAAAUUAGGGUAAAAAAUUAAUUUAAAUUUAUGGUAGAAAAUUAUACUUAAAAUUAUACUUAAAUUUAUGGGUCACAAAAUGCUACAGAUAACGAAUUUGAGAGUCAUGUUAUGUUAAAAAAAUACUAAUAAUUUAGAUUUGAAUGAUAAUACUUCAAGGUUUUUAAGGCUACAUUUGGAUAUAUUUUGUGUUUGUUUGCAAAAUUAAAAAAUCAUUGUAAUUCAAUGUGAGCUUCUGCUAUUUUCUGUAGAAUUAAAUAAUAAUCAAGAUUUUUGAACAAAUAUAUUUCCUUUUAUCAAAAUUUUAAUUUUUGUACCGUUCAUUCUUUUUGACACUAAUUUUCUGAAGGUGAUUUUUUAAAAUUUAAUGAAACAAAGCUCUAAAAUAUUUUGUAGUUAAUUUCUUAAAGCCUUUAUUAUAAUAAUUAUUUGCACCAAAUAACUAUAAAAAAUAUAUUUUGUGCAUUUGUCUAACAAAGGGAGAGACAAAUAAAGUUUGUACAAUGAACCAAAUGUGAAUCUUGUGUCAGGUUAUCUCCAUCCUAUGAACAGUGUUGGACAAUGUGAAAUUGUAAUAAAAAUUUAUAUAAAAUGUACCUGGUACUUCUUAUAAUAAAUAUAUGUAUUUCUUCAUUUAAGAUGAGUGAAAAGAAAUGUAAAGAUUAGAAAGAAUAAGGCAAAAUUCUCUUGAACCUGUAGCACCAGCUGAUGAGACACAACUACUUUCAAGUUAUUUAUUAUAAUUAUUAUAGAUUUCACAAAUUCUUUUUUUUCUUUUGUUGACAGAACGAACCAUUUAGUGCAGUCAAAGACAGAAUCCAAAAAAAAUUGGAUAUUCCUGACAAGGAAUUUGAAAAGGUAAAAUCUACGCAAUUGUUAAGGCAACAGAUAUCAUAGCCAUUUGCUCAUAAGAGAAGCAUCAGUAAUAUUUCAGAAUGUUGACAAUUUUAAAUAUAUAUAUAUAUAUAUUUUUCUUUUCUAACUUUUGGUGUACAGUACAAGUUCGCAAUCAUUGUAAUGGGCAGACUGGAGUACGUGUCAGAAGACUCAGCUGAUGUAAGGGUUGAUCUCAAGAAAUUUUUACCACAUGCUAUAUCAACAGGUACUUUCUUUGUCUUGUAUAUCAUUAUUUAAGAAAAUAUCAGAGUAAAUAAGGAAUGAUAAUUUAUUUUCAAGGAAAGAUAUUUUUUUUUUUUAAAGAUGCCUCACACUGAAUCUGACACCUUUACUACAAAAUAGAGUAUUCUUUUGCCGUAGCAGUUUUUGUAGGUGGUGGGAGUUCCAUUCAAAAACCUGAAUUGACACCUGUUUGGUCACACCACUUAUACUAACCCUAGGACUGUACCUUACAACAUUUUCAUGUGUUUUAUCUCACCACUUACAUUUACCCUAGGUAUGUACCUUGGUCAGGUUUCAAUUGCUCUGCUAGAAAUUGAAUCUUGAUACUAUUCAUUUUGUGUUCAUCAAUUAGUUAUGUAUUAGUAAAACUCGUUUUCUUUGUUAAAGGUAUGGGCAUGCAGGCACGUCCUUGGCUUGGUUUAGAUCAUGUCAACAAGACCCCAAAGAGAGCAAGAUACAACUAUUUGGAAAAGGCAAUAAAAAUACAUAACUAAAAGAAAAGGAUCAGGCAGCUAAGUUUUAAACCACAUUAAUGCACACAAGGACUUCACCCAAAAUAGAUUACUGAUAGGAUUUGGAAUGAAAUAUUCCAGAACAAGAAAUUAGGACUUUAUAAAUAUUAUUGUUCAAAUUUAAUAAGGGUAUUUUUUGAGAUAUAGAGUGUUUAGUGGUGGAAGAAACUUAAUAUCACCAUUUAUUGAAUUAAAAUGAAAUGUUCAUGGACAACCUAAUCAGAAAAGAAUUAUUUAUUUUUCAUAAAAAUUUACUUGUAGCUCUUUUCCUCUGUCCAUGAAAAGUAACUAAAAUGUUACAUUUCUCUCAAUGGUGCAAUAUUAUUUUUAAUUUAAAUAGUUUUGACAAGGAAAUGCAUUCAGAUUUAAGUCAAGCAAUAUGCUGUUGCAUUUAGAAUACAUUUAGGAUGUCAAGAUACAUUUUUGAGUUUGUCAAUUUAGAAAACAAUCAAAAUGGCAUUGGAUUCUCAAAUGACUGGUUCUAUGUUAUUUUAUUUUUCACCUUGCACAAUUGGAAUGCUAUUGGUCAUUUCAAUCCUGGGUGAUGCUCUAGAGAUUGAUGCAAGUCUAGAGUCUACACAAUUGUCUCUCUUUGUCAUGCCAUUCAAAUGUUGAUAGCUUGUACUUUGAAAUGUUUAGAGCAGUUGACAAAAAUGCUGACUAUUCUUAAACAUAGCUGAUUGUUGCAAUCUUUUAAUCCAACAAAUGUCCAUAUGUCUUGUUUGGAGAUAUGAAUCAGCAUAAAUGCUUUCAGUAUGCAUGUGAAUAUAAUAGCAGUAUUGCUGUAAAUAUUGUAUAGUGAAUGGAAAUAAAAUCUUACAUUCACUUUUAGUUUAAGUUUCAACAAAAAGAAAGUGCUUAAGCUUAUAUGAGCAUACAUUUGUAAGCUUAUCUGAGCAUACAUAUUUGUAAGCUUAUCUGAGGAUACAAUUGUACGUUUAUCUGAGCAUACAUAUGUAGGCUAACUGAGCAAACAUUUGUAAGAUUAUCUGAGUACAUUUGCAGGCUUAUCUGAGCAUACAAUUGUACGUUCAUCUCAGUAUACAUAUGUAGGCUUAUCUGAGCAAACAUCUGUGCAUACAUUUUUACAUUUUCAAUUUUUUUUUUAAAUUAAAAUAAACUAAAAGUAAGUGAUGAAUGAUGUUAUUGAUGUUAUUUGAACGGAUUGCCUGCCAGAUUUUUUAUGUUAAAUGAAUGGAUUGCCUGCCAGAUUUUUUAUGUUAUUUGAAUGGAUUGCCAGACAAUGCUAAAGAAAAAGAUAUAUUUUUGACCUUUGGUUUCAAAUUUACCAUUGCUUAAAAUUUCUUUUCUCUCCAAUUAAUGAUCCCAGGUUGAACAUGAGAAGUGGGUCCCAUUGUACAACUCCCAGGUUGAACAUGAGAAGUGGGUCCCAUUGUACAACUCCCAGGUUGAACAUGAGAAGUGGGUCCCAUUGUACAACUCCCAGGUUGUUACACAAAUAAAGUAUUUAUUUACCUUAACAAACUGCGUGGUGCAGUCUUAUUUCCUCAACUGUUAUUUGAGGAAAUCUGUUUUAUUGCUUGAUUCAAGCCAUUGUAAGCUUGCAUUAGGAUCCAAAUUUGAAUUUCUCCUUGUCUGAGUUCUUUCCCUAUCCAGACAUGAAAAUAGAUAAUUUCCACAUCACCAAUAGUGGAAAUGAGUAAAACAAAGUAUGUAAAACGUGAAAAAGGAACACAAACAAUGAACGUCCUGUGAGGAAGUGUUCUUUAGCAAACAACAAAAAAACAGAAUUAAAUUUUAAAAUAUCACUUAGCUGAAAAUUAGUAUCCGAGGGGGCAGCAAAAGAAUUGUGACAGAACAUAAGCAGGUGAGAGAUUAAAUACAGGCAAAAGGGAAAGAAAAGAGGAGAAGUAAGUCCGCUGCGAUUGGUCGUGACGUGGAGGGGAGGGGCCAAGCUCAACAUGUGAAUGAAAGUGACGUAUAUGCCAUUGGUGUCAAAGUUCCAUAAGUCUGUAUAAGCUUGUUUUCCAAAUUCACCCGGCAGGGUGUGUUUGUGCUGGUCACGAUCGCACUAAUUAGUUUAUUAUUGGCACUUAACUGUCACAAUUUUUUUUUGCUGCCCUCUCAGAUACUACUUUUCAGCUAAGUGCUAUUUUUUAAAUUUAAUUCUGUUUGGU